This is a messenger RNA of Lathyrus oleraceus (garden pea), 1900 nucleotides long. RefSeq names its product allene oxide synthase 3. NCBI's taxonomy places the organism in Eukaryota, Viridiplantae, Streptophyta, Magnoliopsida, Fabales, Fabaceae. The transcript has a single exon. Gene Ontology annotation, molecular function: monooxygenase activity; heme binding; iron ion binding. The record is from RefSeq and is a predicted model, not a curated record. Gene Ontology annotation, biological process: sterol metabolic process. Bases 234 to 1679 code for a protein of 481 amino acids.
GAACUAACAUCCAUCACUCAUGGAGCCCGCCAUUGAUUAUUAUACUAUAUUUACAUGUUCUCCCAUUGCAUGCCCUAGCCACGUUACAAACAAUACUUCAUCACUAAAUAAUUUAUUUAUCACCUUUAAAUUCCGACCCAAUCAAGCGUUCUUCUCGUCCUUCAACACAACCUCUUUCUACCAUCUUUUGGCCAAACACAAAACACUCCGACAAUAAACAACCUACGAUACCAAUGGCCUCAUCAUCAGAAACAUCUUCCCAAAACCUCCCUUUGAAACCAAUCCCAGGAAGCUACGGUCUUCCCAUCAUCGGACCCAUGCACGACAGACACGACUACUUUUACAACCAAGGACGCGACCAAUACUUCAAGUCAAGAGUCGAGAAAUACAACUCCACUGUCAUCAGAGUCAACAUGCCACCAGGUGGUUUCAUCGCACCUGACCCUAAAGUCAUCGCUCUCCUCGACGGUGUUUCCUUCCCUAUACUCUUCGACAACGCGAAAGUCGAAAAACGUGACGUCCUCGACGGCACUUUCAUGCCUUCUACCAACUUCUUCGGUGGUUACCGCACCUGCGCCUUUCAAGACACCGCAGAACCUUCCCAUAGUCUCCUCAAACGGUUAAUCUUCUUUAUCCUAUCCUCAAAACACGAUACCUUUUUACCUCUCUUUAUCACAAACCUCUCUGAACAUUUCACCGAUCUCGAGAAAGAACUCUCCAAACACAGCAAAGCAAACUUCAACUCCUCCGUCGGAGUUACCUGUUUCAACUUCCUCUUCAAAUUCAUCACUGACAAAAACCCAACCGAAACAAAAAUCGGUGACUCCGGACCAACGCUUGUCCAAGUAUGGCUCGCAGCACAGCUUGCACCGUUAGCCACAGCUGGUCUGCCAAAAAUAUUCAACUACAUCGAAGAUGUUCUCAUCAGAACCCUUCCGAUCCCGGCUUGGACUGUGAAGUCCAGUUACAACAAGCUUUACGAAGGUAUAAUGGAAGCAGGAACAUCCGUUUUAGACGAAGCUGAAAAGAUGGGAAUAGAAAGAGAAGAAGCUUGUCACAACCUUGUUUUCACUUUAGGUUUCAACGCUUUCGGUGGUUUAACGAACCAGUUUCCGAUCCUGUUAAAAUGGGUCGGGUUAGGUGGUGUGAGUUUACACAAGAAACUUUCCGACGAAAUCAGAACCGUUGUUAAAGAAGAAAACGGUAUCAAUUUCAGAUCGUUGGAUAGGUUGACUUUGACUAAAUCAGUGGUCUACGAAACGAUGAGGAUUGAACCUGCUGUACCGUAUCAAUACGCGAAAGCGAGGGAGGAUCUGGUGGUGCAGAGUCACGAUGCGUCUUUCGAGAUCAAGAAAGGGGAGAUGAUCUUUGGAUAUCAACCGUUCGCUACUAAAGAUCCUAAGAUCUUUGAGAAUCCUGAAGAUUUUGUUGCGGAUAGGUUUGUUGGUGAUGGAGAGAAGAUGUUGAAACACGUGUUCUGGUCCAAUGGACGUGAGACUGAUGAGCCUACACCUGAUAAUAAAAUGUGUCCGGCUAAGGAUCUGGUGGAGCUCUUGUGUAGGGUGUAUUUGGUGGAAUUCUUCUUGCGUUAUGAUACUUUUACCUUUGAUUUUAAACCCUCGGUUUUGGGUCCAAGUAUUACCAUCAAGUCACUCACCAAGGCUUCCUCCACCGUCUGAUCAUUGAUCAUUGAUCAUUGAUCCUCACUGAAUCUACGCGCUUUUUCAUGCGUUUGAGUUUUUUUUUCUUUUUGUUAAUUUUAAUUUCAAUGUUGAUUAUGUAUGAUGAAAUAAAGUUCUUUCUUUAUUGCUAUUAUUGAAACCGUAGCUUCUGGGUGGGAACUGUAAUGAUGGAUUUGGAAAGAAGCAUUAAGGAUUGUUGAUCGUGUUUAAUUUAUUUA